AUGCGUCAGGUGCAAAUCUUCUCCGGCACUUCUCAUCCGAGGCUCGUGGAGGGUAUCUGCGAUCGUCUGGGGCAGAAGCCUGGAUCCGCUCAGCUGGGAAAGUUCAGCAACGGCGAGACCAGUGUGCAAAUUCAGACCUCGAUUAGGGACCAAGAUGUUUUCAUUGUACAGAGCGGGUGCAGCAAUAUCAAUGAUGCGGUUAUCGAACUCCUUAUUAUGAUCUCAGCUUGCAAAGGCGGCUCGGCGAGGAGCAUAACAGCUGUUAUGCCCUACUUUCCAUACGCGCGGCAAUCGAAGAAGAAGUCUCAUCGCGGCGCAAUCACAGCAAAGCUCGUCGCAGACCUCCUUGGUGUUGCCGGUGUAAAUCAUGUUAUCACAAUCGACCUUCAUGCCAGCCAGAUGCAGGGUUUCUUCAAAUGUCCGGUCGACAACCUCAUUGCAGAGCCGUUACUAGCGCGUUGGAUAAAGGUCAAUAUACCAGACUGGAGAAAAGCAGUAGUUGUCAGCAAGAACCCUGGGGGGACAAAACGUGUGACUUCGUUAGCAGAUGCUUUGAAGCUUAGCUUUGGUAUCAUCACCGCGGAGCAAGCGAAGCCCCACAGGCAAGGAACAUUCGGUAUUGGCGACAGCAUGGUACUAGACGGCUUGCGCGUCGAUAAGAUGAGCGAGCCUCCAGGCCUCAACCUCAGUGACCAGCGUUCGCAAGCAAGCCCACACACCACACCACCUCUGGAGCCCAUACCGGAAAGUGUUGUGGAAACAUCUGCACUGGCGAACAAGCGCGCGUUGAGGCCUCACACAAUUACUCACGCACAGAGACGGGUCAACGGUUCAUCUUUAGAGAAGAGCCUCACAAAUACUACUAUCAAGCAGGAAUCUACAGAUCACGCCCCUCCGUCACCACACCGGCAGGACGGGCAAGAGAACGAUUCACCGGCAAGUACCUCAGUGGACGGAGAUGAUGAGGCCGAGGACGCAGAUAAGGAGCCAGAGUACACAGAUGAGCGCGCACGCCACGUCGUUCACGGGCGACUAGUUCACGGACACGUCGUAGAUGAUAUUAUUCCGUCGCCGUCCAUGUCCGCUGUGUCCGGCAGCGUCAUCUCUUCACGGUACCGCGCUGGCACAGGUACGACCACCGGCGGGCCGCCUUCAGAUGAUGAGAGUGCUGCCGGGGGAGAACACAUGGCGCAGUCAUUCAUAUCUACAGCAUCUUCAGCGCAUGCAAAUAGGGGUGACCCUCUUGGCGGAUCAUACGACGCACAAGACUCGUCUGAAGACGAAGAUGAUAAUCUCAACAAUCCGGAACUAGAGACCCACGUAACCCUGGUCGGUAAUGUUAAAGACAGACCAGUGUUCAUCGUAGACGAUAUCAUCGACAAAGCAGCGUCAUGGAUUGCAGCAGCAGAGACAGUCGUAAAACGAGGAGGCGCAACGAAAGUAUACUGCAUGGCAACACACGGGGUGUUUGGAGCCGAGUGUCUGGAGCAAUUUCAACAGUGCGCAUGCAUUGAGCGAGUCAUCAUCACGAACUCAUUUCCGAUCAACGAGAUGAUGACACAGUCGAACAAGUUGAUCAUACUACCUGUUGACAACCUGCUCGCCGAAGCCAUUCGAAGGAACCACCAUGGUGAAAGCAUCAGUCAGCUGUUUAUGCACUAUGAUUGA
Pseudovirgaria hyperparasitica is the source of this 1668-nucleotide messenger RNA. RefSeq names its product phosphoribosyl pyrophosphokinase. Gene Ontology annotation, biological process: ribonucleoside monophosphate biosynthetic process; 5-phosphoribose 1-diphosphate biosynthetic process; purine nucleotide biosynthetic process. Bases 1 to 1668 code for a protein of 555 amino acids. NCBI's taxonomy places the organism in Eukaryota, Fungi, Ascomycota, Dothideomycetes, Acrospermales, Acrospermaceae. The record is from RefSeq and is a predicted model, not a curated record. Gene Ontology annotation, molecular function: magnesium ion binding; ribose phosphate diphosphokinase activity. Gene Ontology annotation, cellular component: cytoplasm; ribose phosphate diphosphokinase complex. The transcript has 5 exons.